GCGUAUAUUCUUAUUCAUCUCAUACGGAUACUACUUAUCUGGAAAAGUACAUAAUAACGAUGGAGGAGCCGGUAUACAUGUUGGAUAGGAACGCUAGGCAACUUGAGGAAAUUUGGGAAUGCGAAGAGGGACGGCUGGAUCCACAAAAGGUGAUUCAACGUCCGGCCAUCCUUCACGUCCAAUUAUACCCUAAAUCAGAUGUCUCUCAGGACUUGGAAGAAUUCGUCAAAGAUCUUGGUGGAAGCGCUCCCUAUACACAUCCAAAAUCGCAGAUUCGGUGUAUAAUUUGGCAUUUGUUUGUAGCAUUUGGGUACGGCGUACGCUCCAAAGACCAUUUCCGUUUGCUAGAGCCUACGAGGAGAAAGACGAUGAUUGGUAGAACCGCGGAACUCUACCCACUGUAUGAAGGCGAGAAGCCUGUAGAUUUCCAUUUCCUGGUAAACUACCAUUUUCGAGGGUUGGACACGCCGGACAACGAGAUACCCCAGGAGGACACGGUAGUUUGGUGGCCAAAUGUCAUAGUCUACCUCUCGGAGGUAUAUCGCACUAUGGUACAGAUUGACCGGACUAGUCAAGACGGUAUGCAGAAGUUCUUUGGGUUCUUCGCGCGGCCGUAUGUCCGCAUGCAAGAAUAUUGGAUUAUGAUUGACGAAAAGGUACAUUCCACACCUGUGGAAGAAGAUUUCGCCGCGGGACCAGACGCUAUUGAUGAUAUAUACGAGAACAAGCUAGAUGAUGCGAUGAGAACUAAGCUGAGAACCAAAUUUGAGAUAUACAAUUCCGAUGAUACAGUCCGAUGUAGGUUAGAAGACAUUGUGGCUGUUAACGACGUUGAGGGGUUGACUGCUACACAAAAACGCAGACUUCGUACGGUGGCGGCAUAUCUAAGGUUCUGGGGCGACAGUGCACCGGUAACGCCUCGAGCUAUACGAUAUGCUCGUCCGGGCGAGAAAAGCCAUGGGGAACCGGCCACUAUUAUUGAGCUCGUUCAUAAAUUAGACGUAAGGGAGCCUAACGAUCGUGUAGGGUUGAAGUUCUUCCCUGCCGUCACCCCCCGCUAAAUAGGGGUACUUCGCGCGUAUCAAGGUAUAAAGGCCUGCGAAAAGAAGUAUACCUUUCCCGAAGAUAGACAGACGUAUAUAAGUUACGAUAUUAUGUAACAAAGGCCUCGGUGACCCUGUAUCAAACG
Daldinia vernicosa is the source of this 1189-nucleotide messenger RNA. RefSeq lists its product as uncharacterized. The transcript has a single exon. Lineage: Eukaryota; Fungi; Ascomycota; Sordariomycetes; Xylariales; Hypoxylaceae. The record is from RefSeq and is a predicted model, not a curated record. The coding region runs from base 60 to 1061 and encodes 333 amino acids.